Molecule: messenger RNA, 3848 nt
Organism: Cyprinodon tularosa
Lineage: Eukaryota; Metazoa; Chordata; Actinopteri; Cyprinodontiformes; Cyprinodontidae
Gene: il11ra
Product: interleukin 11 receptor, alpha
Exons: 12
Coding region: 155-1348 (397 amino acids)
Cellular component (GO): membrane
Molecular function (GO): cytokine receptor activity; protein binding
Source: RefSeq, a predicted model, not a curated record
CUCCUCCUUCUCAUCCCCGUUUAGUUUGUCGCUCUCUGGCCAGUUACUCCGACUCUACUUUGUCUUCGGCAAACCGAAGAAGUGCUCGCCGAAGUCCCAGCCAUGGAAGAAGAUAAUAUAAUAAUGCCUGUUUGACCAACGGAGCUUGUCCAAGAUGCCAGGCCUUUUGUCCAACCCUGUGUGUCUCACAGUCAUCUGGUUUUUGUCUUGGUCGCUGCAUCCCAGCUAUGCUCAGAUUUGGACCGAUGAAGUGUCGGAUGUACAGUAUGGGCGUUUGGACUCCAACGUGACACUGGCAUGUGGGAAGUCACAAAUCAGGACCCCCGUGGUGUGGCAUCACAACCACAGCUCAGUUUUUUUGUGGCACCAAGUGACAUCGAAUGGAAGCUUGUCCCUGUUUCAUGUAGACCAAUCAGCACAGGGGAACUACAGCUGCUAUGAUGACAGCGGGCUCCUCCUCCAUUCUGUUACACUCAGAUUGGGCUAUCCCCCGGGACAACUGAGCAUUUCCUGCCAAGUACCCAAUCAUACACACGUCCGUUGCUCCUGGAGGCAAUCUAUAAAAACAUUCUUGCCUGCCAAGUACAACGCCUCCAUCAGGGGGAAGGAGGGGGAGUGGAGGGAGUCUAGGCCGUGCAUUGUGGACCUCACCAACAAGCACUGUGAUGUUCAAGAUCCUUCUUACUGGCAGACCAUCCACAGAGUUGGAGUAACAGAGACCAACGCUCUCGGGUCCCACACCGACUUUGUGGCAAUCAGGCUGAGCAAGCUUUUGAAACCAGACCCCCCACAGGCUGUGUCUGUGCAAGAAGUGGAAGGUUAUCCAACAAAGCUAAGGGUUUCAUGGAAAAAUCCAACUUCCUGGCCAGACGACACUUUUUUCCCCCUGCUGUUUCAGGUUCGAUACAGACCACAGGGCUCCCACCACUGGUCAGAGAUCUCCACAACGUAUGAUGAAUUAGAAAUAUCCGACGCCCUUGCAGGGCACAGCCACCAGGUACAGGUUAGAGCCCGCGAUGAUGUGGACUCGGAGAGCCAGUGGAGUGAAUGGAGCCAUCUGAGUGUCCUUAUACCCUGGCAAGCAACCUACACCACCCCCGACCCUUCAGAGGACCCCACCUUUUUUAAUCCCUUCAGCACGGAGUCUGCAGCCACCUACGAGACCCGUGGUUUACAAGGGGAUGAAGGUAAUUUGGGACUGGUCAUCCUCUUGGUUUUGUUCUCCAUCUUCAUACUCACCACCGUCCUAUCCUUGAUUUUUGUUAUAUGGUUGAGGCAGAAAAGGCAUGAUCAUGCCACCAAACAAGAACUCGCCUCUAUGGUCAAGAUGAAAUCUAUACCAAUCUAAUUGGACUCUUAUUUUGCAGCCUUUAAGGUUUGUUUGAAAUGUCCACAACCUGUCAGCUUCAGCAGUGAGUAAACAUCACAUCACCUACAUCACUGUGAGGCGUUGACCCUCCACAUUAAGCUAAAUUAUGAUCAGAGCAUUACUCCAUCCUACUUCGAGGAUGGCAGGGACAACAGCCGAAAGGAGAGUUGCUAUUUACCAGAUGACUGCAGGGUGACGUUUUGGAAGCAUUCGCUGGACUAAUUCAGUGACAUCCAUUAACUAUACUACCCAUAAUGCAUCAUCAGGAAAACCUGAGACCAAAUUCAGCUCAUCAGAACGAAGAAACAGCACCAGGAAAAUUCUCCUUCCACAAAUAAUGCUGCUCCAGGUGGACGGACUCUUUGUGCCUUUUGAAAUUUUUAGCAAGGCCAUGGGACGAGAAUUUCAAUUGCCAAACACAAGAACAUAGGAUUUUAUUGUGGAACUGCUUGGCUCUUUCUCCCCACCUAGAAUGUCAGUUUCAUUCAUUUAUUAUAUGAAUCUCUUCUUUUGGAUGGACAGAAUCAUUCUUACAUUGACAACCUCAAUGCUGUGAAGGAAGCAAAAGCUCUGCCAGUCUGGGUGAGUGCGAGUCUGACGCCAAAAAAAAUAAAAAACAGCAACAAUGGGCAUUACGGCCUCUGUAUGGGGGAUUAAAAAGUCCGUCGGUAACUCGCUUUUGACUCGAGGGACUUUAUUGGUUUGGAGAAUCGGGGUCAAGGGCGAACGGUUGGGUUGUAAGAAUUUCUUUGUGGUUUAUAAAGAACGAUUUUAUGUUGCAUGAUACCAUGUCUUGCAUGAAUGGUUUUACAUUGCAUGAACUUGUUACGUUGUCUGUCACUUUAAGUACACGUAUUCUCUUGUUGUUUUAUGUACUUUAUCCAUCCAUGAACGAUUUCUAUUUAUGUGACUGAGGAAGAGUGAGGGUCACUGGCCUUUCAAAAAUCACCAGCAUUAAUUUGUCACUUAGUUAUAUAUAAAUAUCUAAUAUAGUCAAAAUUAGGGAUAGAGUUUAACCCUAACCCUUAUAAGAGAAGUUAAAUCCAGUGUAACUGAUUCAAGUCUAGUUUAACCUAAACUUUCUAAAUAUUAACAUAUAGUAAAAAAAAAAAAAAAACAUUCAAAAUUAUGAACUUUUUUCAGUCAGUUUCUAUAUAAAGCAAGAAAAUUAUAAUCUAGUUGUUAUAACAUCUUUUUUAUUCAUGUUAGCAGUAAAGUUGUUUGACUAUCAAAGGAGAACAGGAAACACUGUCGUCCUUCGGCUGUAGCUUUAUGCCAAUGCUACGACCUAAUCAUGCCCAAACUGGGCCGGCAGCACUCAGGAGUAAUUUGAUAUAAUGAUCUAGGCAAAGUAGCUGCUAUUCAUACAGACUAUCUUUAGUAAACACUAAACACUGCUAGUUUGUACAAAUGUGGCUCACAAUUGUAAAGCAGCGCACACACCUCCCAAUUGUGCCUAGAAAGAUGCUAAAAAGUUUAGUUUUUAUGCUGCAGUUUAAAAUAAAUUAAAUGUACUCUUCAUGCUAUCCAAAACCCCUUCAUAGUUCCUUAAAAUUUUGUGCAGGUACAAACCCCUAAUUACUAAAUACUUUAUCCUUUCACAUCAUAGACAACAAUCUGCCAAGAUCUAAGGCAGGGUGUCUUUCGGAGCAUAAUGUUGGGAUUAGAUGUACAUUAUUAAUAUAAACUUUGGGGGAUUUCCCUGAAAUCUGAGUGGAAAUACCCAAGAGGGAUGUGAUCAGUGUCACAAACCCUUUACAAUUCAGCAUUUGGAAUACAAAAAAAAAUUUUUUUGCUCACCACCGUCAGAAGUGUUUUCUGUAUCACAUUCUGUAGAUUGGUGUAUUUCUCAAAUUACAGAAAAACUGCAAGAUAAUAUGGGGCAGAGGUGGAUCAGGGGCAUAGUAACGGUGGGUCGAUUUCAACCCCUUUCUCUUCUUCACCCGCAUUGAGAACUCUCAUUGAUCACAAGAAAAAAAUGAGGAUUUGAAAUGGGCCAAGGAUAAACAACCGCAUUGUAUUCAGUGAUGAAGCGAAGGAAGGAGGUGGAAUAAAAAGUGUGAGCAACAGCUCAUAGGGGUUUAUGAUGUACAUGUAAAAAUGACACGCAAAGAUAACAAGUAAACACCCCUCACAUGCACUAUUUUAAUAACAGAUUUAUUGAAAAACAAUGAAAGUAUUGAUGGUGUUGCCUCCUUAAAAAAGACUGAAAGGGAUGGUGGAGGUACAGAAACCUCACAUACAUACAGGUAAAAGAGAUAGAGUUAAAUUUCACAAAUGGUUGAAAAAAGAAAGAAAAGAUAUUUUGCAAAUACUAAGAUCCCACGCAUGAAAAUUCCCUUAUCACUGUUUUUUUGUGAGAUAUAUAUAUAUAUAUAUAUAUAAAAAACAAACUUGGAGAGAAUGAUUUGGUUUUAAACCUACAGUGGCCCUGAAGUGCAAACUGCAACUACAAAUCUAAAAGCGCAACUACAUUAAG